Messenger RNA from Suillus fuscotomentosus, 1182 nucleotides. RefSeq lists its product as uncharacterized. Gene Ontology annotation, molecular function: protein kinase activity; ATP binding. The coding region runs from base 1 to 1182 and encodes 393 amino acids. The record is from RefSeq and is a predicted model, not a curated record. Lineage: Eukaryota; Fungi; Basidiomycota; Agaricomycetes; Boletales; Suillaceae. Gene Ontology annotation, biological process: protein phosphorylation. The transcript has 5 exons.
AUGGCUUUCUUUGCUCUUUUCGAUAGCAAACUUCGAGCUCAAAGGAAGGAAGAAGAAGCUGAGAACUCCAGACUCGAGUACGAGCGAACUCGCCGAUUGCUCGGUUUAAAGAUCACCUUCCCCGGUGACCUUGGCUCCGAUGAGAUUUGGUGGAGGGAUCACUUUCUGUGGCUGAAGGAUGUCGGAUAUCAACUACGUCCACGCCAUGCUCCAGACUGGGUUCCUUCAUGGCAAGGCACAGAUAAAUAUUGGGGUUUGUGCGAGGAUAGUUGGCGGAUGCAUAGCACGCAAAUUGCCAGUGCAACGCGAACAUCUGAUGGGGCCCGUGUCGCUUUGAAACGCAUUCAGCCAUCUCUUCAUCCGUAUGAGAUUGAAGUGGGCAGGUUUCUGGCAUCUGAACCCCUUCGGCAGCGCGAAAACCAUUGUGUGGAGAUGCUUGAUGUGUUACAAGUGCCAAAUGAAGUGGACGAAACUAUUUUGGUAUUGCCCCUACUUCGUCCCUUCGACAAUCCUCCAUUUGAGACAAUCGGUGAAAUCAUCGACUUUACUCUUCAAGUUUUUGAGGGCCUACAAUUCAUGCAUAAGCACCGCGUAGCCCAUCGUGACUGCAUGAAUUUGAAUAUCAUGAUGGAUCCCAGGGAAAUGUACCUACAUCCAUUUCAUCCAUGCAGGCCCUCUAGACGUUUGGAUUUGAAAGGACCGGCAAAACAUCGUUCACGUACAGAGUGUCCUCCGCGAUAUCUUUUCAUUGAUUUUGGAAUCUCCCGACGCUACCAAGCUUGGCAAGUUGCUCCUCUAGAACCCCCGAUUUGGGGAGGGUACAAAGGCGUUCCAGAGUUUCAGACGUCCAAUGAACCCCGUAACCCGUUUCCGACGGAUGUGUGGUAUCUGGGUUACGCUCUACAACAACAGCUUCUUGAGGUCUAUCGCGGCCUGAGUUUUAUGGAACCGUUGGUUUCGGAUAUGCUACAAACCGAUCCUGCGAAGCGGCCAACCAUGGAUGAGGUCAUGUCUCGCUUUGUACCAACAUACAGCGCAUUAAGCCCGUGGAAAUUACGCUCCAGGGCAGUCAUGAAGGAGGAAUGGAUUAUUAUGCGACCUUUCCGUGCUCUCUUUCAUUGGUUGCGCUGUCUCGGGUUUUUAUGGCGACGUCUCCCUGCUAUACCAUCUCUCACUGUGUAA